Molecule: messenger RNA, 1710 nt
Organism: Tupaia belangeri chinensis (Chinese tree shrew)
Lineage: Eukaryota; Metazoa; Chordata; Mammalia; Scandentia; Tupaiidae
Gene: RBM38
Product: RNA binding motif protein 38
Exons: 4
Coding region: 62-514 (150 amino acids)
Biological process (GO): regulation of RNA splicing
Cellular component (GO): cytosol; nucleus
Molecular function (GO): mRNA 3'-UTR binding
Source: RefSeq, a predicted model, not a curated record
GCCCUCUGUCUUCCGAGGUCCCUCCCAGAAGCCCCGUGUGUCUGUGUUCCUCCAGGUGACCAUGGCGGACCGGGCGGCUGCUGAGAGGGCUUGCAAAGACCCCAACCCCAUCAUCGACGGCCGCAAGGCCAACGUGAACCUGGCCUAUCUGGGCGCCAAGCCUCGCAGCCUGCAGACGGGCUUCACCUUGGGCGUGCAGCAGCUCCACCCCACCCUGAUCCAGCGGACUUACGGGCUGACUCCUCACUACAUCUACCCGCCGGCCAUCGUCCAGCCCAGCGUGGUGAUCCCGGCCACCCCUGUCCCGUCACUGUCCUCGCCCUACAUUGAGUACGCGCCCGCCAGCCCGGCCUACGCCCAGUACCCGCCCGCCACCUACGACCAGUACCCGUACGCCGCCUCCCCCGCCACGGCCGCCGGCUUCUUUGGCUACAGCUACCCCGCCGAGCCCCCCGCGGGCACCCCCUUCGUGCAGUCCCAGGCGCCGCAGCCGCAGCCCGACAGGAUGCAGUGAGGGCCUCCCGUCCGGGGCCGCCGGCCCCCACGCGGACAGACCCAGGCCGGCCUGGCGAGCUCCGAGGGCAACCAGCAUCUGUGCCUCUGCAGACCUGGGGCGCCCGUCCGCACCCCAGGGCGACCCGAGACUGCUUCCCUCCGCAUCUGGGUCCCGUCGCGAGUCGGGGGACUUUACAAAGAAAGACCGAUGGAAGCUGUUCAGAGGUGCGGCCCCUGCUCCCCGGCAUGGCGGCCUCUCCCUGCACCCUCCUCCACCUGUGCUCCGGAAGCCCAGCCUGGCCCACCCAGUCCGGCCAUCACAUGCCCUCUGGAGACCCCCGCUGCCGCGUGGGUGGCGCAGAGAUGCUUCGGCCUGGGGAGAGGAGCGUGGCUGUUGGGACUCAGCCACACAAGCUGUGAACGCCCUGGGCGCGAGGGGCGCCUGACCGACUCGCGCCCUGUGAAUGUCCCCCGCCACCCGCAGAAGCUCCAGGGGCGGGGUGGGGCCUGUGCCCCCGCGGUCCGAGCACUGCAGCCUUUUCUUCGGGCCGUUGUUUUGCUACUAAGGUGAUUUCAGAGUUCCGGUCUAUUUUCCCAGUGGAGACUGCCACCACCAAACCUGUUUUUGACUUUGAGAGACCUGCUUUUGUUGAUGGUUCUGCCCACGGAGGUGACGACAGUAUUUCUGUGUAGUGAGGUGUCUGCCAGCCGCAGGCCAGGAGCCCCUCGAGGUGCACGUCAGCAGAUGGGGCCCUCGGGGCUGCCUGGGUGACCGUCUGAUGACGCCUGCCCGGUGGACGCAGCGAGUUGUCUCAGGGUCUGUCACUGCAACACUGUGAUCCUUGUCCCCUUCCCGCCAGCCCCGCUCCCCACCGCUGUGGAGGGCAGGAGGGUGGGCUGCAGCCUGGGUGCUGCUCGGGCCCUGGGGGAGGUCGGGCACAGGGCCACCGUGUGCCCCAGCCUCCCACUCCUGUCGCUGCCUGCUGUAGACCAGCCUUCCUGGGGGCUCACGCAGGGAAGAGACGGGGCCUCCCGGCAGGGGUCCGGGCGGCGGGGGUGUUCCUUCAGACCUACCUCAGGGAGCUGAGCGUGCAAGCACUCCGUGGCACGCCUGGUACAGAGUCAAGGCCCAGAAAAUAAAGGUAGCUAAUAUUAUAAUAAUAUUUUUAUUAGAAUGUUCUGAUUAUAAAAAUAAAACUUGUUUUCUUUAAGGAA